Messenger RNA from Penicillium vulpinum, 726 nucleotides. It is a transcript of the gene nctA, whose product is annotated as negative cofactor 2 transcription regulator complex subunit BUR6. The transcript has 2 exons. Gene Ontology annotation, biological process: transcription by RNA polymerase II; negative regulation of transcription by RNA polymerase II; positive regulation of transcription by RNA polymerase II. NCBI's taxonomy places the organism in Eukaryota, Fungi, Ascomycota, Eurotiomycetes, Eurotiales, Aspergillaceae. The record is from RefSeq and is a predicted model, not a curated record. Gene Ontology annotation, cellular component: nucleus; negative cofactor 2 complex. Bases 1 to 726 code for a protein of 241 amino acids. Gene Ontology annotation, molecular function: transcription coactivator activity; core promoter sequence-specific DNA binding; protein heterodimerization activity.
AUGACAGAGGACAAUUAUCGGCCUCGCUCUCCUGAUCUUUCUCUUCCUCCUCCCCAACACGUGCUUGCGAAUCCAAUUACUUCUCACACAUCACCUUUCUUCAACUCAUACCAACCAUAUCAACUCCCCAAUCCAAGUCGCGUGUCUCAGCAGUACGUUCCACCAUAUCAACCAGACUUGGACAUGGCUCGUCGUUCAAGUCGUCUUGCUCAGUCCGACCACGCCCCGAUCCCAGAACCUCUGCCAGAAGCAAUUCAACCGAUGCCUGAAGUACUCCAACCAAUUCCAGAGCCUAUCACAAUGGCGCCAGUCCCCGCUCCUGCGCCGGAGAUGGAGGAAGAGAUGCCGUCAGCGCCCCCAAGUGCGGGGAUUGAAGUGAAGACCAAGUUUCCUGUAGCGCGCAUCAAGCGCAUCAUGCAGGCUGAUGAGGAUGUUGGCAAGGUUGCUCAAGUAACACCGAUCGCUGUGUCCAAGGCUCUUGAACUCUUCAUGAUCUCUCUUGUCACCAAGGCAGCACAAGAAGCAAAGGAUCGCAACUCAAAGCGCGUCACCGCCUCGCAUCUCAAACAGGCUGUCGCCAAGGAUGAAGUGCUUGACUUCUUGGCAGACAUCAUCUCUAAGGUCCCUGAUCAACCGGCUAGCCGGAAACAUGAAGAUGACGGGAGCGAUCAGAAUGAAGGUCGCCGUAAGCGUGGCGGACGGCGACCAAAGGAUGAGAGUGAUUAA